AAUAAUUUAAGACUUAUAAAUAGGGUUGAAUUUACUUAAGUCAACAUACAAAUUCAUGGACGACUAUUCAAUAAAGGUAAUAUCAUGGAUCGGAAUAUCGUUUGUUACUACGUACCGAACUGUUUUGCUAAAACCACCUGAACAGGUAUUAGUACCUCUAGAUGGAGGUGGUAGAAUUAGUAAUAAAAGAGAGUGGAAUGAAGGCUUACCAUGUUUACCAGAGCCGUCAACAGAAAAAACGUUAAGAAAUUUGAUAAAACAAGACACAGACAAUUUGAUAAAAUGGAUCCGAGGAGACGUCCAAAUAAUACAAAAAUUGAUGAAAGGAAACGACAAAAAAAUACCCGAAUGGACGAAAGGAGAAACAGACACAUUACAUGAAUCCAUGAAGUUUCAAAUGAUCUCAUUCAACAGACAACCAUCGUUAUUAACGUACCAAAUUAUAGUUGUACAAAAUUUAACGACCGAUCAAGAAACGUUAAUAAAAUGGGUUGAAGAAAACGACAAAUCGUGUACUGUGUGUAGCGAAGAAGACAAGAGAAUAUUGACAGAAUGGAUAAUAGACAAUCAACAAACUAUAACGGAAUCGAUCACGAAAGACACCAUGCAGUUUUAUGAAAUGAUACAAGGACUCGACUACACAUUAGACGAAAAGACUAAAAAAGAUAUAAUAAUGUUAACCAAAACGACAGGGCGAUCAUCCAUUAAUACGCACAGACAUUAUAAUAUCAUUUUAUCAAAAACAAGCAAUAAGAACACGAUGACUGAAAUUGGAGAGAGGUCUCUGUUUGAACCAGGAUGUCCUUUUGCCUUAAAUAUAACUUCAACACAAAUUGAAUUAAAAUGGGAAGAACCAAGUGUAGGUGCUGGUUUUAUUGACUUGUAUAGGAUAAUGUGUGAGGAAAAACACAUUAGUGUGACAUGUUUCUUUGAAACUCCUGGAAAUUCUUGCACGUAUGUCGUAGAAGGAUUGAAGCCUAACACUGAGUAUGCAUUUAAAAUCCAAGCAGUCAAGAACGGUCAAAACAGAGGACCCUUCAGUGAAACCUUGACAGUACCAACAUUGGAAAUAUCGUGUGAUAGAAUGGCCGAGUUAGUAUACGUUUUGUUUUACAUUGCAGUGUUAGUAUGGUUUACGUACUUAUUUUUUUAUACUGUGACUACAACAUAAAUGAUUUGUGCCACUAUUUAUCAUGAUUUAUACAUCUUUCAUUAUUCACGAGAACAUUAAAGAUGGAAAAGUAAUAAUAUAUUGUAUUUUACGACAAGAUUUAACAGGUAUCAAAUGCCGGAACAUUGUUUGUAAUUUGUCGGCU
Mytilus trossulus (common blue mussel) is the source of this 1316-nucleotide messenger RNA. RefSeq lists its product as uncharacterized. The transcript is spliced from 3 exons. Gene Ontology annotation, molecular function: protein binding. The coding region runs from base 56 to 1171 and encodes 371 amino acids. The record is from RefSeq and is a predicted model, not a curated record. NCBI's taxonomy places the organism in Eukaryota, Metazoa, Mollusca, Bivalvia, Mytilida, Mytilidae.